GUGCAGUUUGUCGCUGUGAACUGCUGGUGGCAUCAGGGCAAAUGCAGGAAGCAGAAGAGCUUCUUCCAGUAUCCAGUCAUUCAUCUCUACUACUGGAGGUUCGGUCCGAUCGAGUACAGAGGUCCGGUUCAGUCUGAGUAUCUGGAGAGCUUCAUUCUGAGGGUUUCUACUCCACUAACAUACCUGCCCACCAGCAGAGCCCUGCACACCUUCCUCACACACCAGCAGGGUGUGGUGGGUUAUUUCCAGUUUAACUCGUCUCCUCAGCCGGCCGGUUACAUCAGCUUCUUGUUCUCAGCUCUGCACGCGCUCAGACGAGAUCAUCAGGGGGCGGUGCGCUUCGCUGUGGUGACCAAUCAGGCGGUGGCAGAGGGCGUGUCACUCAGAGAGGAUGAAAGUGUGUAUUUACACCGGCGUUUGAACAGCUCGCUGGUGUUCCCGCGAGCGCAGAGGAACUUCACCGCUCAGGCCGUCUGUGAUUGGGUGUUUGAGAACAGAGAGAGCGUCGUCCACUGGAUUCAGCCAACGGGAGCCAAGAGUUACUCGCUGGAGGCGGAGCUACAGAAAGGCCCCGCCCUCCUCACCUUCCUCCCACACAAUCCCCUCUCAGCCAAUCAGCUGCUCCACCAGGUGACUGAUGUGGCGUGGCGUUAUCACUCCUGCGGCUCCGAGGGCGGUGUGUCUUCUGUCCCGCGCUGCUGUCGGUCCCUGCUGGCGCCCGCCGCUGAAGCGAGUGUGUGUGAGCUGUGUGUCUCUCACUGCUGGGCUCUGGGUGUGUGUGUGGAGCACGUCCAGCUCUCCAGCGCCCCCUGCAGGAGCGUCCAGGGCUCGUACAGUCCGUACAGUCAGAUCAGUGUGUGUUGCAGGAGCGUCCCGAGGCCCGUCACCGGCUCCGUCACUGGCUCCGUCACCGGCCUUCAGUGCCGAACCAACAAGACGCUGCGCUUCUACGUGCUGGACGCCGCACUGCACUGGACACUGGCACAGAGACUCGGAGCGACCAAUCACAGCGGCCGGCCCUUCAUCACCAUCAUCAACCUCAGAGACGAGACGCACUACGUGCUCAAGCACAACGACUCACUGGAAGAUUUCAUCCAGAACUUCAGCGUCUCCUUCAGUCCUUUACAUAGACAUCUGGUGGGACACAAACAACAUCAGCACACUCAGUCCCUCAUACAGGAAGUGACAUCAGACAGCUUCCUGGACACCGUCAUGGACUCCCAGAGGGACGUGCUGCUGUUGUAUUAUUCGACCUGGUGUGGCUUCUGCUCGCUUCUCAAUCACGUGUUUCUUCAACUGGCCCGUCUGUUCCAGGGAAACGGCGCCCUCACGGUGGCCAGAGUGAAUGUUGGCCGUAAUGAUCUGCCCUGGGAGUUUAUGGUGGAUCAUCUGCCCUCCGUGCUGCUCUUCCCCCGACACAGGAAGCAGAUGAGUGUCAAGUUUCCAGAAAACACACCCAUGACGGUUCCCAACCUGCUGCGGUUCGUUCUGCAGCACACUAGCCACGCCCCCUGGGAGGAGUCAGACAGAGGGGCGGAGUCAGCGUCCCGGCUGGGGGCGGAGCUUCAUAGACUGCAGCGGGAAGUGUUAGGAGGACAGGAAGGGAAGUGCGAGGCUUCCUGAUGAGUGACAGACUGAGAUCAUGGCAGAAUCUCACAAAACUGCUCAAGAACACGUCCAGCUCAUAUUUCAUGUUCUGGUGAUUAAUAAUGAGUGUCGUUACAGACGUGAGCGAUCAGUGAAGAUGUUCCUCUGAUUCUCAACAGCACAUUUUGACUUUAUGAGGGUUUAAAGAGAAACACUGUUAAAAAAAAAAGAAGAAGU
This is a messenger RNA of Rhinichthys klamathensis goyatoka, 1824 nucleotides long. It is a transcript of the gene txndc11, whose product is annotated as thioredoxin domain containing 11. Lineage: Eukaryota; Metazoa; Chordata; Actinopteri; Cypriniformes; Leuciscidae. The annotation marks the transcript as partial. The transcript has 10 exons. The record is from RefSeq and is a predicted model, not a curated record.